This is a messenger RNA of Hyalella azteca, 8036 nucleotides long. Its product is annotated as eukaryotic translation initiation factor 4 gamma 1. The coding region runs from base 1381 to 7791 and encodes 2136 amino acids. Lineage: Eukaryota; Metazoa; Arthropoda; Malacostraca; Amphipoda; Hyalellidae. Gene Ontology annotation, cellular component: eukaryotic translation initiation factor 4F complex. The record is from RefSeq and is a predicted model, not a curated record. The transcript has 18 exons. Gene Ontology annotation, molecular function: mRNA binding; protein binding; translation initiation factor activity.
UCAAAGGGAAUAACGCUGCCAAGCCUCCUGUGUCGUGUACCGCAUAACUACGAAACGCUCUCGGUGUGCCCGAAGAUUGGGGCCAUUAGUCACUUCGCCAUGUGGCUACAGUUGAUUUUAGCUUUACAACAGUGCUGUCCAGACGAUGUGCUAGCUCAUCCUCCAUUUGAGAACAGCAUAGCUCCUCUACUACCUACUUUGAGGGUAUAGUCUUCUUCUUGUGUUGCGAGCGAGUUAGUGUGUGCCUAGUGUGUCUCUCCGGCGCUCCUGCCUCUAUCGAUUACUGCAAGCUUUGGUCGCUCCGCGGCGUGUUCUGGUAGCUGGCAUUCCUAGGGAUGCUGGUGCCUGGACUUACCAGCUUCACCUUCAUCAUCGUCAUCGACAUCAUCCUGCAUUCCUGAAAUAUCACGUGACCGUCAAUGCUGCAGUCUUGCUUCCUGAUGAGCUCCGCUUCUGUUUGCCUCAUCAACUGUGACCGCAGUGAACGUCUUGGAUCAUAAAAAGUCGAGAUUUCUGAGUGGCACAAGCUAAAGCCUUUAGCGCUUUUGUCGAAUUGGAUUUGCGAAUUUACAACAUCUUCCGUGAACAGUUGUCGGUGUCAUUGCCUCGCCAGUCAACGUAAGAACCUGGUCUGUGAACCGUACCUUGAACAUCACCGCGCGUGCUUUCAGUCUCUUCCUAAAGCUGUGUUAUCCUUAGUGUUUUUACUUAUCUCUGUAAGAUGCAACCAAGUGAUACAUGUACGAUUUAUGUACACCUCAGGUCAGUCUAGUCGAUAACCAUUGAGUAGAAGCGUGACGUCACUCCUAGCAACGAACGCACACCGCCCGCUGUGCCCGGCCACAGCUGCUCUUCGUUGAGCACACCUCCUUGAAGUCUACCCUACUUUUAGGCACAGCUGUCUGUCUGGUCCUUGUGUCUGCUGCUGAAGUCGUUACACCCUUCUAGGGUGCGCCCUUUGAUCUUCCAUUACAGCCUCACUCUUGACCUGUUUCUUCGUAGCCGCUGCUGCUUGAUCACUCGGCAUCAAGCGUAUGCUAAAUAUCACAGUGCUAUGAUCGUCAGUACUUCGUGCUACUCAGCUGGUGCUAAACUUCGCGACUAUUUUUGCGAUCUUUUUGUGGAUUAAUAUUAAAGGAUAACCUUUGCUCAGAUAAAAGUGCGUCCUCCAUUUAACAAUUUUGUGAUAACAAUUACCUUUAUAAGAGCGACAUUUGUGUCUAAGCUUAAAUCGAUCGGCGGUUCGGUUCAACUUUAACGCCGCCUGACGACUCAGGCAGGACCAGCGUACGUUGCCACCCUCGAUGUGUCAUGGUGCCAAAAAGUUUCCAAUUGGAUAUAACUUUGAAGUGAUCUUCGGUAAAUUGAUAUUAGGCGAGUAUGUUGCCUCAGACAUCGCCAUACAUGAGCAAUGGAGGUGGUGUAGUGAGUGGUGGUGCUGGUGGUGGUAGUGCAGGUGUUGGGAGAGGGGGAGUGGUUUGGAAUAACACACCUGGGAGGCCCAUGACCGGGCCCACUCCAGUGCCCACUGGUGGGCCCCACUACAGCCAGUUCAUUGAAAUGCCCAGGUUAAUGCCCCAGAAGCAGAUACAUCAUAGAUAUGACCAUGCCUGGGCUAAACAGUGCAUAAUACCUCCCAUUAUUGAUGCAGUAUACGGUGGUAACGUGGGUGCCGGCAUGAACCGGGGGGUGCCGUUCAUCGCCCAUCAACCCCAACCCCAACAACAACAGGAGCAGCAGCAGCAGCAACAACAGCCGCAGCAGCAACAGCAUCAUCAACAACAACAGCAACAACAGCAGUACCCUGUUGUUAAAGCGACGGUCGCUGCAGCGCUGAGCUACCAGAUGCGGCCCCAGGCUGGGGGACCGCCGCAGCAGAACAACAUGCCGGCGCACUCCCAGCACCAGCUCAUCACCAACGCUGCUGCCAUGCAAAUGCACAUGCAGCAGCAGAACAUGACGGGCAUGAACGUAGGCAACUCAGGACCAGGGCUCGGUAACAACAACAACGGAGUGCCACCGAGUGGCACUCCUGGUGUCACCAACGUUGGUCCGUCCGGGGCGCCCCCCAACCAGAGCCCGGCCCCAGGCCACGACCAGAACAACCAGAUGCAGCAGGGGCACCAACAGCAGCAACAACAACAACAUCCACAACCACUGAGCUCUGCUGGAGUCUUGGCAGCACCUGUUGCUGUUACCGGCACAAGCAUGCAGGGCCCUCCUGUUUUCGGGUCUAAUUCUCACCCUGCCAACCAUCAGAACAUCUACGCUUUCGCAGCGGGACAACAACGAACUGUUCCUGGCCAGCCUCCCAAUAUGCAAGAAAUGCACACUCAGCGGACACAGCCGUUCUACUUGCCAACCGCCCCCAACCCAAUAUUCAUGACCUAUGGGCUUCCACAAGGCCAACAUGCUGGCUACCCCUACAUACACCAGUAUUCUAACCAGCACGUCUCCGCUGUUCCCCGAGGACAAAUGGUCAAUCCUCAUGCAGCAGGAGUGUACUCCUACCCUGUGGCUGGAACAGCUGCUCCCGCCAACCCAAUUCCUCCAGCAAAGUUUGUCAAGAGGGAGAGGAAGCCCCUGGAGAUUGUCGACCCAAUCACAGGAGAGAAGGUGGUCAUCUCAUCAGCCACAAAUGAGAGGAAUGGAGCCAACAGCACACCGCCUGCUGGACAGAGCAAUGAUGGGUCUGCUAGAACAACACCCCAACCUGCUGACGACACUCCUAAGAGAAUAGAACGCAAUGCAGCCUGUGCUCAGUUUGCGGCUGAAAUAGCCAAGGUAGCUGGCCCUGCUGUCAAUAGGAGUCGAACCAACAGUGCCACUGUUGAAGCUGUUGAAAACAGAGAUCCGGCCAAGAAUGAACAGCUUGCACCUCAGUUUGAGGGUAAAAUUUUAGAAGGGGAAAUGCUUCCUCAUGUAAUUCCUCAGCAGCAAAUGCCACCCCAACAUAUGCCUCCAACUUCACAGCAACCUCUCCAGAUGGAGUCAGCCCCAGUCACAACCAACAUUCCCCCCCAUGCAGUACCCCAUUUCAGUUCCCCUCCUCCCCCUUACAACAAGAUCCCUGUGCAGGCAGGUGUUAUUCCUCAAGCCAUGCCCCUCAUGAACCCAGUAGGCAUGAACAUGGCGCCUCAUGCGGUCAUACAGCAACAAGCCAACAAAGUGAUCAACAGCCCUCCACUGAUGCCCGCCAUGAUGCAAAUGCCCCCCAACCAAAACAUGAUUCACCCCGCCAGACAAUACAUGCAUCAGGAUAUGCAGCAGAACAUGUCCCGUACACAGCCGCCCAUGGUGAGCAUGCCUAGUAAACCUGCUUCAGGUAUUGCUCCACCAGAAAUGCGACAAGGCAAACCUUCUAACAAACCUGAUGCUCUGCCAACCCAGAAUAACAACGCUGCUAUGGUGACUAUGUUGCCUCCUCCUAGGGUGGAAACGAGCCCUCCUUCAGGUGUUAUUAUGACCUCGCCUCCACCCCAGGUGUCGGGGCCACCGCCUACAGCUACCAUGGCACCCUCUGCUGAGAUGCAGGCUCAACAGCAGCAGCAGCAUUUAGCUCAUGUCGUGCAACAGACACAAUUCUUGCAACAGCAAAUGAAGGAGCAGCAGUAUAAGGAACAACAGUUAAAAGAACAACAGUUGAAAGAACAGCAAUUAAAAGAACAGCUCUUAAAAGAACAGCAGAUGAAAGAACAGCAGAUGAAAGAACAGCAGAUGAAAGAACAACAGAUGAAAGAACAACAGAUGAAAGAACAGCAGUUGAAAGAACAACAGAUGAAAGAACAACAGCUGAAAGAACAACAGUUGAAAGAACAACAGAUGAAAGAACAGCAGUUGAAGGAACAGCAGUUAAGAGAACAACAGUUAAAAGAACAGCAGUUGAAAGAAAAGCAGUUAAAAGAAAAGCAGUUGAAAGAACAACAGUCGAAGGAAAAUAAAUUAAAGGACCAUCAACCCAAAGAGCAACAACACUCAAAGCAGCAACAAGGCAAGGAGAAGCGAGAUAAGCAGAAGUCAACUGACGCUGCACAGCAACACCCUACACCGCCUGCUGCAGGAGGGACUCCUGUAAAUGCUGCUGCUGCUGAGGUCUCUGCUCCUGUCACGGCUGCUCCCCAGCAACAGCCUUCCUCAUCCGCUGGGGCAGCGGAGAAGAAGCAGGCACCUGCGCCUCCUAAGGAGAAAUCUUCCCAAGUGGAUCAACCUCGAGCGUUAGAAGCCGACAGCGCCCCUAGUGUGCCCCCUACCUCACUUCCUAGUGUCGGUCACGAUGCUCCUUCAACCGCAAGCAAGAAUCAGAAGCCUUCAAACGAUGCCCAAGCACCCGCUGAUCCGAAAGAAAAAUCUGAACCCAACAAGCGCAAGGUUUCCGCUACGUUCAAGACCCACGAGAUGAACGGGGUGGCUGAGCCAGAGCCAUCCGAGGCCAAAGAGACUGGUAAUCGUAAGUCAACAGAGGACCCUAAAUCCCGCAAGCAGCGUGUUUCUGGUUCUUAUGUGGAUGGAGAAGUUACUGGUAAAGAAAAAGAAAGUAUGGUUAAGACAGUAUCACCUACUCAAGCUACAGAGGAGCCUUCAGCCGAUGCUGAAAGUAAGAACGAAGGAGCUAGACGGAAGUCUACCACUGUUGUCGAGGCAGAAGAAAGCACUGAUGCGAGAGUGGAGCAGAUGGAAGAUGCUGAAGAAGUUUCAGAAGAUGAGUUAGAGGAGGUACCUGUUCCUGCUUAUGAGUAUCAAGACAACCAGUGGAGCCCGUACAACGAAGCUGGAGCUAAGUCGUACGACCGGAAUUUCAUGAUGCUGGCACGUUCUUAUGCCACGCGACCUCCCAGAAAUCUCGUAUCUCUCGAAGAAUUAGAGCAGAGAAGGAAGACAACCAAUCGUUCCAGUUCACAGCAGUCAAAUCGAGAUGGAGGUCACACAGAUUUUACUCCAAAUUACUUGCGUAAUCAAGGAAGCCACCGCGAUAAAGGAGGAUAUCCAGGUCAAAUACAUCGCGGAUCGAACAGCAUGAGGGGUGCCAAAAAGAUGCCCAAAGUGAUCGACGCCAAACCAAAUGCAGGAAGGAUGAACUUGAAAACUACUGAUAAUGCGUGGGUUCCUGUUAGUAAAUCAUCAGCUUCUGUUGACGAUGAAGCGAAAGUACUCAGAUCAAUGCGUGGACUUAUGAACAAGAUCUGCCCGGAAAAUUACGACAAAUUGAAAGAUCCGUUUAGAGAUACCAUUGUAAAAAAUAGUAAACAUAUGAAGUCAUUAGUUAAUCUAAUUUUUGAUAAAGCUGUUCUUGAGCAACAUUUCGCUGGAGAGUAUGCAAAGUUAUGUAAAUAUGUAGUGGACAACAGAUCGGAUUCAAAAAAUUCUAGUCCUGAAGUAAUGUCCUUCCGAAAUUCUCUCCUUGCAAAAUGUCAACAUGAGUUUGAAAAAAGACACAAAGAAGAAGCCCUGCGGAAUCAAGAAAUUCAAAAGUCCUUGGAUCGAAUUUCAAAGUGCACCGAUCCUGAGCAGAAGAUUAAACUGGAGAAGGAACACGAAGAGAAAUUCCUUGACAAGACUGCUCUUCAACGAGCGAAACUAUUGAAGGAAAUAGACGAGUGCGAAGCCGAAGAUAAGAAGAAAAUCCUAGAAGAGGAAUUAGAGCUUUUGGACGAAGUCACACGUCGCAAGUCAGUUGGCCUCAUUAAGUAUGUGGCAGAGCUUUAUAAGCAGGAGUUGCUUCGUUCUAAAAUUAUUUUAACCCUUCUGAAGGAUUUAGUUGCCGACAUUCACCGCUCGGAGCAAGCCGAAAUCUUGUGCAAGCUUUUCAUUACCAUCGGUGCAGUUCUGUGGAAUCAAGUUGACGCUCAAGGCAAAAAUACCAUCAAAACCUGCAUUAGUGACAUCAAGAAGCACUCACAAGUUGUCAAAGAAAGCCGCAUCAAAUUCAUGUUGUUGGAUGUUAUCGAUUUGUUCGAAAAUGGAUUUGUUGCCAAACAUAGAUCUCAAAAACAAGUUGGCCCUACAACUAAGGCUCAGGUUCUUGAGAACAUGUCAGUUGAACAGCAAUUAGAUAAACAAAUUGCUAUGGCGUCCUCUCACAACUCCGGCAACCGACAUUCGGAAGGCAAAUUCCAAAGCGGACGCUACGACCGCGGGAGCAAUCACAGAGAUGGUUUCAGCCAGGAGAGCACGCAGAUCUGGAAGACAGUGAUGAACAGUUCAGCGCCUACAAAGAACCGAACGCCCUUCAUUAGAAGUUUGGGUCAGAACAACUCAGAUAGUGGAAGUGAAAAUCAGCGACUUGGACCUGGCGGCGCUGGUUUCUCCAUGUGGAGUAGAGGUGCUUCAGGCGGCGCAAGUGGUUCCAAAGACACUUCUCGCGGCAAUACAACUAACGCAAAUAACACUCCUAACCCCGUACGCGGCAAUAGGUUUGGCAUUUUCGCUCAAGAUGAUGAUUUGGGUGGGCCUGAGAUGCACUCACGCCACAUGGGACAUAGAAAUAAUCCCUUCACCAAGAACAGCACAUCAGAUAAGGAUGGCGGUGCUGCGUCGAGAGGAGGCUACGGGGAUUCUAGGGGAGAGCAAAUGAGAGGAGCAUCACUGGGUGACCGCGGCAACAACAUGGGCCGCAACGCGUAUGCACAGAGCGGCGAUGUUCGCAACAAGUCUCUGAGCAGAGAGCCCAUGGCUGCAGCCGAGACCCAGGGCAGCAAUGGUCGCUAUCAAAACAGCGGCUCACCCAGCCUGCCUGCCAGAGACGAGUCGCCGCCCUCUGACGAGCCUGAGGAGGAGAUCAGACAGAAAAUUCUCUCCACCACCGAGGAGUACUUAGGCGUUCAAGAUUUGACGGAGGUUAUAUGGAACAUUGAGAACCAGAUCAAAACUAAGAACCUGAAGCACUUCGUCAGCGUCAUUCUGAAUGCUUGUUCGGAAAAGAAAGCAAGCGAGAGGAAGGCCAUAGGCGAGCUCUUCUUAGAGCUCUUCAACAAGCGAGUGCUCACUGAGUCCGUCUUCUUAGCAGGGGCUAAAAUGGUGAUGUCGGACUUGCCCGAUAUUUCUGUAGACGUUCCUCAAGUUACUCAGAACGUUAGCUCCAUGAUCGCUCCAUCCCUAAUGAGAGGACAUCUAAAAUUAAAGGACAUCUGGACUCUGGCUCAAGACGCAGAUCACCUCAAGAUCAAGUUCUUCUGCCACACGCUCAUGAACAUUGCCAGCAUCAGGGAGGAUGAAGCCCUCAGGCUGUGGGUGACGUCUGACCUCAAGUGGGAAGAGAUCUUCAAGGUAGAAGGCAACGCUCGCCCCUAUGACAUUUCAGAUGAGCUCAAUCGCUACAAUUUGAGCUUCCUGCUUACAUCAGAGGAUGAGUCAAUGAGCGAUUACUACCAUCAAUGGUGCAAGAAGCAGAAUUUGGCGAACAUCAACGAUCGCACUGCCAUGAAAAAGCUGGUCACGGAUCUCGUGAUGCCUUUAGUGAAAGGGUCCGAAAUCACUGCUGAGAUUGACGACUUCGACAACCUCUGUGACCGUGCUGAGGGCCUGAAACGGUUCAUUGAGCAAGAGAAAUGCGAUAGACAGCAAGUGGAGCUGUCCGUUCUUUACGCCAUGCAAGCCAUCGCGGUAGCAAAUGGAGUUCCUAAAGGCCUCUUGGAGUGCAUGUUUGAUGCGGCCAACACCACUUUACUCGUGUCUCUGGAGAGCUUCCAAGCAUGGGAGUCGACCGACAAUGAUGAAGAAGCUGGCCAAGGAGUAUGUGUAACCUCUGUCAAAAACUUUAUCAGAACAAUAAGUAACAAAACACCUAUAGGUUAAUACUUAACAUAUUGCCUUAGUGUUUUGUACAUAUAAGAAAAAUAUUUAUGACUGAAGUGUAAAUACAUCAAUAAUGUUAUUUUGUAUGUUAGUAUUCAUCGAUAAUGUUUGUUAUAUAAUGUUUAUUUCAACCUGUUGCGUGACGAGGCACGUCCAGAUCACCGACAGGUUUGAACUAAGCAGAGAGGGAUUGCUAUUGUUCGUGUGAAUGCGUGAAAUAAAUCUGUUUUCUCAUGACAGCUCAA